Myzus persicae (green peach aphid) is the source of this 312-nucleotide messenger RNA. Its product is annotated as 52 kDa repressor of the inhibitor of the protein kinase-like. The transcript has 2 exons. NCBI's taxonomy places the organism in Eukaryota, Metazoa, Arthropoda, Insecta, Hemiptera, Aphididae. The coding region runs from base 1 to 312 and encodes 103 amino acids. The record is from RefSeq and is a predicted model, not a curated record. Gene Ontology annotation, molecular function: protein dimerization activity.
AUGUGGAAAUUAAAACUAGCCUCCAGUAAUAAUGAAAUAACUAAAACUAGGAUAGAAGCGUUUCUUAACUGUGAUAAAGAAAUUUAUCCAAAUAUUAAACUUCUUUUAAAAAUAUUUGUUACACUGCCUGUAUCGACUGCAACUCCCGAAAGGAGGUUUUCUAGUUUAAAGAGACUUAAAACUCAUCUACGAAAUACAAUGAAUGAGACACGACUGAAUGGAUUAUCGUUACUGUCAAUACAUAGGGAUAUUGUCGAUAUUGAUCUAUCCGUGGAAGAAGUUGUGGACGAAUUGUCUAAAAAAAAAUCAUAA